AUGGCUCCUCAUUUGGGACACGAUGAGUUCUUCAAAUCUCUCGCCAAACUGCUCUCCCAAACAUCCGAACAAGUCCAUGGCUCGGUAAACCUCACUCAGAAACCUCUCAUCGAUGUGCCCGGUGCCACUACCACAAACUCCCAACCAUCUAUCCUCAUCCGAGCCACUGAUGGAAACACCAAUACGCCAAACACCAGGGAAAUGAGCAAGGAAAGCAGGGCCACCUAUAAAAAGGGUCAAAAGAUCAAGCUCUCGACUAUCGUCAGUCCAGAUGAUAUUGAGGCGUUCUAUGUUCGCUAUGCCGAGGUCUGCAAGACAGGCAUGACGGGGUUGAAGAAGAGAGAUCGCCGAGGCCGCAAGGCCAAGACUAAGGGCGGAGCUGCUAAGGUCACAAAAGCAUAG
Molecule: messenger RNA, 402 nt
Organism: Penicillium vulpinum
Lineage: Eukaryota; Fungi; Ascomycota; Eurotiomycetes; Eurotiales; Aspergillaceae
Product: signal recognition particle 14 kDa protein
Exons: 2
Coding region: 1-402 (133 amino acids)
Biological process (GO): SRP-dependent cotranslational protein targeting to membrane
Cellular component (GO): signal recognition particle, endoplasmic reticulum targeting
Molecular function (GO): 7S RNA binding; endoplasmic reticulum signal sequence receptor activity
Source: RefSeq, a predicted model, not a curated record